Messenger RNA from Belonocnema kinseyi, 1807 nucleotides. It is a transcript of the gene CSN1b, whose product is annotated as COP9 signalosome complex subunit 1. Gene Ontology annotation, cellular component: COP9 signalosome. Lineage: Eukaryota; Metazoa; Arthropoda; Insecta; Hymenoptera; Cynipidae. The transcript is spliced from 5 exons. The record is from RefSeq and is a predicted model, not a curated record. Bases 243 to 1697 code for a protein of 484 amino acids.
GCAUGACGUCAUAAUAUCGUUGCGCAGAAGAGUACAAAAAUAACAUGUCUUGUACAACGCUACAAAUAUUUUACUUUGACCUUGCACUUCUGUCAAUGGGUUCAUCCGGUGAAAUGUAAAAUGUGAAUUGCGGGCUGUAUAUAUGUGUAUAUAUGCGGUUGAAUGUUGAUCGUUCAAAAAAUAGUGCAAAAUUCUUGGGAGAGAAGCUUUAAAACUUGCGAUUUAGAACGCAAUAACAACAAAUGCUUCAACAGCAGAAACCUGCAAAAGAGCAGUAUGUCGAACCAAUGCAGGUUGAUGCUCCUGCGGAGGAUAAUGACAACACGGAAGAAGAGUCCUACAUUGUCGAAAAUCCAACGCUGGAUUUGGAGGUUUACGCCAACAGCUACACCGGGCUAGCAAAACUUUACAGACUAAUUUACAUCGCAGACCACUGCCCAACGUUACGAAUAGAAGCAUUGAAAAUGGCAAUAACCUACGUUAUGACCACCUACAAUGUCACUCUUUACUUGUCUCUUCACAGAAGACUCACACAGGCCUUAAAUACUCCAGGGUUGCCGGACGUCGCAGCUCAAUCCACAUCCCAGGAUCUCCCAGUAAUCGAUCAAACUUGGAUGGAAUCACGGUCCAAAAAAGCCGCCUUGAAACUCGAAAAGUUCGACACAGACCUGAAAAACUACAAGAGCAAUUCCAUCAAGGAGAGUAUAAGAAGAGGCCACGACGACCUUGGAGAUCACUACCUAGACUGCGGAGAUCUCGCCAACGCUCUCAAAUGUUACUCCAGAGCCAGGAAUUACUGCACGAGUGGUAAACAUGUUGUGAAUAUGUGUUGGAACGUUCUUAAAGUUUCCGUUUACCUUCAGAACUGGACUCACGUGAUUAGUUACGUUACGAAAGCUGAGGACACUCCAGAUUUUCCCGACGUCCAUGGCAAAGACAACAAUCAGGCAAUAGUUACGAAAUUGAAAGUAGCUGCUGGAUUGGCAGAAUUAGCCACGAAAAAAUACAAAUCCGCAGCAAAAUUGUUCCUCCAGGCAUCCCUCGAUCACUGCGAUUUUCCCGAACUUCUCUCGCCAGGGAACGUAGCCCUCUACGGUGGAUUAUGCGCCCUGGCGACCUUCGACAGACAUGAGUUGCAGAAGCAGGUCAUCUUCAGUAGCUCCUUCAAACUCUUCCUGGAAUUGGAACCGCAAUUGCGGGACAUUAUCUUCAAGUUUUAUGAGUCCAAGUAUGCCUCCUGCUUGAAACUCCUGGAUGAAAUCAAGGACAAUAUCCUGCUCGAUAUGUACAUAGCACCGCACGUCAACGGCCUCUAUACGCAAAUUCGCAACAGAGCUUUAAUUCAGUACUUUAGUCCUUAUUUGAGUGCGGAUAUGAGGCGAAUGGCGACUGCUUUUAACAGGACGGUUCCUGCCUUGGAGGAUGAGCUCAUGCAGUUGAUUCUUGAUGGGCAAAUUCAAGCUCGCAUUGAUUCGCACAAUAAGAUUUUGUAUGCCAAAGACGUGGACCAGCGUAGUACAACGUUCGAGAAGUCAAUAAGUCUAGGGAAAGAAUAUCAGAGACGUACACGAAUGUUGAUUCUGAGAGCUGCCAUGUUGAAAAAUCAGAUUCACGUGAAGAAUAAACAAAAAGAACAUACACAGGGCGGCGAGAUGUCCGUGGCUCCAGGAAACAGCAGUCAAACUCCAAGGAAUUGAUGCUCGAGUCUUCUUUGUGAUUAAAUACAUCGUAUAAUUUGAAGAGAAAAUUCGAUUAAAGUAUUUGUUCCAUCAACUUCUACAGUUACUCAUUUUUUUCAAGAAAAAAA